Molecule: messenger RNA, 1217 nt
Organism: Trichobilharzia szidati
Lineage: Eukaryota; Metazoa; Platyhelminthes; Trematoda; Strigeidida; Schistosomatidae
Source: the annotation of a GenBank genome assembly
GGAAUACCUCGCUACGCUGAUAGAGUUGAUCAUAACGAGUUGAUAGUAAAGCUACACAAUAUUAUCGUGGAACAAAUACUAUUAAGCAAAUUGAAACGAACUUGUUAAAAGUCUUAUAAAUAUAUCUAUUAUUGCUUUUAAUGGUAUCACUGUGUUUCUCAAAAUCCUCAGUUCACUUUUCAAGACGAACAUUCUUUACAUCAAGGAUCAGUUGUUCACCGCGUAAUCUCUUCUCAGAUGAUAGUUAUAGACUUCGUACAUUCCUUAAUUAUACUGUAUCGUUUGGUAUAUUCAUGAUUGGUUUUGGAUAUGGUACUGUGCCGUUAUAUCGCUUGUAUUGCACAAAAACAGGUAGCGGGACGAAUGCAAAUUUUGCUAAGGCUAAAACUGAAAAGAUCAGAAGUAUGAAACCAGUAAAAGACUAUGAACUAGUUGUAUAUUUUGCUGCUGAUACAUAUUCAAAAAUGUCAUGGAAAUUUAAACCAUUACAAAAAGAGUUAACUGUUGUCCCUGGUGAAACAGCCUUGGCAUUUUAUUCCGCUGAAAAUCCAACAGAUAAACCGAUUGUAGGAAUUGCUACUUAUUCUAUUGUCCCAUUUGAAGCAUCAAAAUAUUUUAAUAAAAUACAAGUUGAUCUACCUGUAUUCUUCUAUAUUGAUCCAGAGAUUACAUCAGAUCCACGAUUGAAAUCACUUAACACGAUAGUAUUGAAUUAUACAUUUUUUGAAGCUAAAAAAUCAAAAUUUUAUGUCCCUGGGAUAACAACGCCGGAGUAUGCUGAUGUACAAACACCACCAGUAACAACACCACAGACGACAGUACCAACUACCGAGUUAACUGACCCCAACGCCAUAUAUACAUAUGGGCAUACGUCACUUGGAGUGAAGAAUAAGUUGGGGGUAAUCAGUGAAAAUGAACGUCAAAGCUGUGCUUCUGUGCUUGCUACCAUAACACCUGUAGAUUUUCUCGAUGAACUGCCUAUUUCCCAGAUUUCAUGUGGCGGUCAUCAUACAGUUUGUCUCACCGAAGAUGGCAUCAUAUUUUGUUUUGGUUGGAAUGGAUAUGGUCAGUUAGGCCUUGAUUCAUCUGUGGAAGCUGUGGAUAUACCGGUGAAACAGUCUGUUUUAACAGCUCAACAACUGAAAUCCAAUAUGACUGUAUCCUCAGUUUCUUGUGGUUUAUGGUCUACAAGUCUUCAGUUAAAUUCAAAAGAUUGA